AAUCCUCCUGCUCGGCUUGUGACCAUGGGAAAGAGAGUGGCUGUUGUGCUGGCUGGCUGUGGGGUGUACGACGGGAGCGAGAUCCAUGAGUCUUCUGCCGUGCUGGUGCAUCUCAGCAGGGAGGGGGCACAGGCAGAGGUUUAUGCUCCUGAUGUCGACCAGAUGCAUGUGGUGGACCACGUGAAAGGACAGCCAACUCAGGAGAAGCGCAACGUGCUAGUUGAAAGUGCCAGAAUAGCCAGAGGCAACAUCAAGGAUCUAGCCAAGCUGGAUGUCAAGGGGCUGGACGCCCUCAUCAUACCAGGUGGCUUUGGAGUGGCUAAAAACCUGAGCACUUGGGCCACCCAAGGCAAGAACUGCGUCAUCUCCAAAGAGGUGGAGGACGUCCUGAAGGCAUUCCACGCUGCCAAAAAGCCCAUCGGCCUGUGCUGCAUUUCCCCAGUGCUGGCAGCCAAAAUCUUCCCGGGUUGCGAGCUGACCGUGGGUCACGACACAGAGUGUGAGAAAUGGCCUUACGCAAAGACUGCUGAGACCAUGAAGGAGCUUGGCUGCAAGCACGUGAACAAACAUGUCACCGAAAUCCACGUGGAUGCGAAGAACAAGCUGGUGACCACCAGCGCCUUCAUGUGCAACGCCCCCAUUCACGAGAUCUAUGAUGGCAUCGGAAAAAUGGUCAGAGAAGUGGUCAGGCUUGCCUGAAUGCCUCAGAGCCACAGAAUCUGUCUCCUCUGGAGCGCAGGCACUGAGCCUCGGAUGACCUCCUUCCCCUUUUACACCCCCACGCCAACCGGGUCACUGCUACGCAGCCGGAGUCCUUCCCCCCCACGGGCCCACCGGCGGCUGCUGGGGAGGGAGAACUCCGGAGCAACGGGAGCGUUGUCGUGUCCUGCCGAGGACACGCCACUUACUGACCGUAAACUGGCAGUAACUGGAGCAUGGGCACGCAUUGGGCUGGCAUGCAAAAGCCAGGUCUCCACGGGGCUCAAGUACAGCCACUCUCUUUGGUCCUGCGGGGCUGAGGGGUUGCCUGGGCCGUGUCAGCCGUGACUGGUCCCUCGCUGCCAGUACUUCAAACUCCCCGUUGCACCCCACAGAAUGGAGGAAUUGGUGGCGAAAGGAAUAAAGCUGAAUAAAACCUGAAUAAAACCUGACACU
Molecule: messenger RNA, 1155 nt
Organism: Phalacrocorax carbo (great cormorant)
Lineage: Eukaryota; Metazoa; Chordata; Aves; Suliformes; Phalacrocoracidae
Source: RefSeq, a predicted model, not a curated record